Fusarium verticillioides 7600 is the source of this 3767-nucleotide messenger RNA. RefSeq lists its product as hypothetical. Gene Ontology annotation, cellular component: membrane. Lineage: Eukaryota; Fungi; Ascomycota; Sordariomycetes; Hypocreales; Nectriaceae. Gene Ontology annotation, biological process: transmembrane transport; carbohydrate transport. Gene Ontology annotation, molecular function: carbohydrate:proton symporter activity. The coding region runs from base 1664 to 3370 and encodes 568 amino acids. The transcript has 5 exons. The record is from RefSeq and is a predicted model, not a curated record.
GCUCAGUUAAGUACAGUGCAAGAAUUGGAUGCAAUGCAGUAAACAGAGAAGCUACAUACUAUUGGAUCUCAAUCUGACAGCCCAGGCGAGGCAAACGCGACCUCGACCUCCUGAAAGCCUCCCCUGAAAGGCAAACUCCCGUUCAUACUAUUUUCCAGCAGCCGUCCCCUUGCUUGCUCUCGAUCGAGUUUUAGUCGUCGACUUUGUCUUAUCCCUCAAGUUACUUACUGCCUUUCCUUCAUCUUGAACAGCAUUUCCUUCGUCUUUAUUCCCCCUUCGUUACCAACCUUCAUCCAUCUCAUCGAGCUACCUCUUUUCGUCCCGUUUUCCUCACCCUCAAGUCGGUCAUUUCCCUCCCAGACGUAUCUCUUGCACAUUUUCAUGAUCGCUGCCCCUGCUGCUGUCUCGCCUGACUAUUACUGAGAUUUGUCACUUGGUGCAGCAACUGUCCGCUUGAGGUCCUAUCCUGUCUCAAUCGUGGUCAUCUGCCUAUCGUCCACUGCACCGACCCCAGCCAACAGCUACAGCUUACCUCCGCGUGUUCACUCCAGCUUUUCCCCAGCUACGACUCCAUUCUAGGCAGUUUGGUCUUGUCUCGUCUAGUUCAUUCUGUUUCUGAAAAUCGUUCAUCAAUUCAGCCAAAAGGCCCAUGACAGUAUUUUCCUUGUCGAUUAUUACCGCGCAUUCCGCCUGUACCGCCUCGCAACUUCAUGCACACGCAGUUUGUCCAAGGUCACUCCGAAGUACCUGAUCCCAAAAUCUACGCUGCCGAGUGACGCAGUUUGAGCUACCACCAACCAGGGGUCCCAACAAGUCCAGAGGAACAAGGCCUGAUAUAGCGUAUCUCAACUGACUAGGAACCCACCUCACACGCCCAAUUGAACCUGCGCCCCAGUCAGGUAUCACUAUCUUUUGCUGUGUUUACCAGUCAACUUUUUUUUAUUUUACCGAUUGAAUCCUACCAUAGACGCCGAUAGACCCUGAUUCCGUACCGUCCACACCCCGGUCACCCGACCCCAUCUUUCCCAUUCCCCUCCGUCUAUCGCUGGACCGUUCAAGGUGCCGAUGACCUCGUUGUCUCUCGGCCUUUCCCCUUCUCUUUCCGUACCUUUUACCUUCAAUCUCUCUGCAGACGGGCGCUGCUGCUUAACAGCCCCAUCUUCCCAAAAUUCCUCCCUCAAAGUCUUCACGUCUUCCUUCAAACAUUCCUCUCCGGACCCUUCGUCCUGAUAAUCAACAACACCAAGACCCGGAUUCACAAGCGACGUCAUUGCUCGCGUCCCGCAACGACCACGAUCGUGCCUACGACGACGAUAGCGACGAUAACGGCCAACACCGCCCCGACGUUGCCAAGUCUCAUCGUCGCUCGUCUUAUUCUGGCUCUGAAUCGUCGUGGACAGACACCGGCGAUAUUGGCGAGCAGCUGGCCGACGAGCACGACCCUGUGCGUCUACAGCUCUCUUCAGACGUCGAGGACGAACUUCUGGCCAACGUUCAUCGCCGACAUCCCAAGCACGGCAACCAGAAGAGGGUUCGCAUCCAGGACUCACAUCACCACCGCCAUUCUCAGUCGCGAUCUGCCCUGAUCAACAAGGAGGCUAUUGAGGUUCCCAACUUCAACCCCCCAGGUCCCUCUCGCGCUGAACGUGUACUCGGCGCCAUCAUGGCUGGACGUACAGGUUCAAUCCAUGGCCUGACAGGCAAGGCCCUGAUCUACUUCACCAGUAUCUUCGUAUCACUCGGUGUUUUCCUUUUUGGAUAUGAUCAAGGUGUCAUGUCAGGUAUAAUCACUGGACCAUACUUCAUGGAUUAUUUUGAUCAUCCUUCCAAGGCAUACGUUGGUACUAUGGUUGCUAUCUUAGAGAUUGGCGCAUUCAUCACUUCCCUGAUGGUCGGUCGCAUUGGCGACAUCAUCGGUCGAAGACGCACCAUCUUCUACGGGUCUUGCAUCUUCUUCGUCGGAGGUGCUCUCCAGACUCUGGCUACUUCCAUGCCCAUGAUGAUGGCCGGACGUUUCGUUGCCGGUUUCGGAGUUGGCAUGCUCUCGACCAUUGUGCCUGUUUAUCAAUCUGAAAUCUCGCCCCCUCACAACCGAGGAAAACUGGCAUGUAUCGAGUUCACAGGAAACAUCGUCGGUUACUCGACAUCUGUCUGGGUUGAUUAUGGCUGCGGCUUUAUUGAGAGUGACUAUUCUUGGCGCAUUCCUCUUGGACUGCAAUGCUUCAUGGGGGCUCUGCUUGGACUCGGCAGUCUGGUCAUUGUUGAAUCACCUCGGUGGCUUUUGGACAACGAUCAUGACGAAGAAGGGAUGGUGGUCAUUGCUAAUUUGUACGGAGGUGGCGACAUCCAUGAUCCCAAGGCUCGAGAUGAGUAUCGCGAGAUCAAGAUGAACGUCCUUCUUCAACGCCAAGAAGGCGAGCGAACAUAUAAGGACAUGUUUCGUCGAUACAAAACCCGAGUUUUUAUUGCAAUGUCCGCCCAAGCGCUCGCCCAGCUCAAUGGCAUCAACGUCAUCUCCUACUACGCACCGUACGUCUUUGAGUCUGCUGGUUGGGUUGGUCAUGACGCUGUCCUCAUGACUGGUUUCAACAGUCUCACAUAUCUUAUGUCAACAAUUCCACCAUGGUACUUGGUGGAUCGUUGGGGCCGACGCAAGAUCCUUCUUUCUGGUGCCACAGCUAUGGCCAUUUCACUAUCGCUCAUCUCUUACUUCCUCUUCCUCGACAUUAAGUGGACUCCUCGACUGGUUGUUCUGUUCGUCAUGAUCUACAAUGCCGCUUUUGGUUACUCAUGGGGACCUAUCCCUUGGCUUUAUCCUCCCGAGAUUCUCCCUCUCAGCAUUCGAUCAAAGGGUGCCAGUCUGUCUACAGCAACCAACUGGGCGGCCAACUGGCUUGUGGGUGAAAUGACGCCUAUUCUCCAGGAAUGGAUUAAGUGGCGCAUGUAUCUGGUUCAUGCAUUCUUUUGUGUGGCCAGUGUGAUUAUUGUAUACUUUAUCUACCCGGAGACCUGUGGUGUGCGCCUGGAAGAUAUGGACUCGCUGUUCGGAGACGCCAGUACCGUUGCUGGCACUCCUUCGUUACACGGCACCGAAACUGGUUCUUUGAUGAGGGCCGGAUCUCCUGUAGGGUCCUCUCGAGGGCUCAUUGGACCCUCAUCUGCCAUUCCUGGACUCUCCCUCGACCCCCCUGUGAUCGAUGAUGACAGCAAGUCUCAGAUACAGACCGGCGGUGAUGAACGAAGUAUUGGUGGUUGGCUAUCAAGAGUGGUCGGACGAAACAGGUCCGAUAGUGGCAGCAGCGCGCAAGGUCGGUAUGCUCCUCUUGAUCAACAAGAAGAGGGCCGUUUAAACCGACGCGAUGACUAUUGAUGAAGUCUUUUGGAGUUUGUCUAUAAGAAUACCUGCAUAUAGAUGGCGCACAAGGCGCAGGAUGCGUUACCACCAGGAUAAGAUAGCGCAACUAUCGCCUUGAAGGAUACUGGAGACACUUGAUGGGAAAGAAUCAAUUAAAGGUGCCAGAGUCUAAAGGAGACUUACGGAACGAAGGUGAUGUGUGUGUUUUUUUUUUUGGAUGAGGAUCGCUGCAUUUCUUUAAAGAUCUAUGGAUCGAUAUCUUUAGACCGAGCUUUCAUGGAGUUAGACGGCUGACAAUGGCCUGUAUAUCAUAUAUAAUGAGAAGAGCGGCUUGAUACAGAUAAAGAAGUAACCAUGCUAAAGAACGUAUUAUUGCUACUAUGGGGUAAGAUUCCGCCCUCUCGCAGUUUAC